AUGAGGCCCAAUCGCAUUCUCCGCCAAGCACAGCGUGCAGCUCAGCUGAACUGGUUGCUGCAGGCGCACGGCGGUGAUGAAGCCGCAGAAGACUGCCGCAGCACCUCCCAUGUCACACUUCAUCCCGGUCAUAAAGUUAGACGGUUUCAGCGACAGGCCGCCGCAGUCAUACACAAUGCCUUUUCCGACCAGUGCAACCUUCUUCUUCGCUCCAUCCUUGGGUGCGUACGACAGCGUGACGAGGCGUGGCGCCUCAGGUGCGCCUUUCCCCACCGAAUAGAUACCACCGUAGCCACGAUCGCGCAGCUCCUCACCGCAAACGACGUCAAUGGCGCAUCCCAGGGUUUUGGCAUAGCCCUGCGCGAUCUCUGUAAAUGUGGCAGUGUUCAGCAGAUUUGUUGGGGCGUCCACGAGGCGCUGGCAGAGCUGCGUGGAGGUCGCAAUGACGGUCAAUUCUUUCGGUGA
Trypanosoma grayi is the source of this 465-nucleotide messenger RNA. RefSeq lists its product as hypothetical. The coding region runs from base 1 to 465 and encodes 154 amino acids. The record is from RefSeq and is a predicted model, not a curated record. Lineage: Eukaryota; Euglenozoa; Kinetoplastea; Trypanosomatida; Trypanosomatidae. The transcript has a single exon.